Plasmopara halstedii is the source of this 1002-nucleotide messenger RNA. RefSeq names its product lag1 longevity assurance isoform partial. The record is from RefSeq and is a predicted model, not a curated record. The coding region runs from base 1 to 1002 and encodes 333 amino acids. The transcript has 3 exons. Gene Ontology annotation, molecular function: sphingosine N-acyltransferase activity. NCBI's taxonomy places the organism in Eukaryota, Oomycota, Peronosporomycetes, Peronosporales, Peronosporaceae. Gene Ontology annotation, biological process: ceramide biosynthetic process. Gene Ontology annotation, cellular component: endoplasmic reticulum; membrane.
AUGAGGAGCUCAAUUCCGAAGCCCAACCAGCUCCUGGACACCCUUCUAGUGACUUUGCUCGUGUGUGAGCUAAUUGUUAUUACGCACACGCUAUGGAAAGACAAGCAAAUGCUUUACAUUCUCAUCGUCUUGUGCUUUGUGGUGGCGCUGGCUGUCAAGCUGAUCAAGGCGUCGUUCGCCAUUGGGGGCCGAUGGUUCUCGUGUACAUUUUUGCAGCACCUUGGAGAUCCCUUGAAAAAGGCAGUGGCGAUGAAGAAGUGGUGUGAUCAGUCGUGGCAACUCGUCCUCCAUGUGUCUAUGAGUAUGUUUGAGCUGUACGUGCUUCGCGAUGAGACGUGGUGGCAGGAUACAACAACUUUGUGGGAUCAGGGAACAGACACCGGUGUAUUCCCAUCACAAAAGUUUGCCACCAAGCUUCUUUACAUCACGCAAAUGGCUAUCUAUAUUUACACCGCGUUCUCGUGCAAGUUCAUGGAGGAAAUUCGCAAAGAUUAUUUGGUCAUGAUGACCCACCAUGUUGUCACAAUUGCACUUGUCACUUGGUCCUACGCAAUUGGUUUCUUACCUGUAGGUGUCGUUGUGCUACUGCUUCACGAUUUGACAGACAUUCCACUCGAUAUGCUUAAGAUGGCCAAUUACCUCAAAAUGGAGGGCGUUCCAGGUCUAUUUACAAGCGAGAUCUUGUUUUUAACCACGAUAACGUUGUGGUUCUACUACCGUAUCUACCUCUAUCCAACCAAACUGCUCUACACGACUAUGGUGGAAAAUCGUGAGGCAACCAUGACAAUGGCGGAUGCUCACGACUUUACAAUACUAUUCCCGCAUCCAGGCCCUCCGUCGUGGCUACUCUUCAACUUGCUGCUUACGACGCUCUACUGUUUGCACAUUUGGUGGGGGUCUCUACUUGUGCGAAUAUUUGUAGGCAUAUUCACAAAAGGCGCUCACGAUACAGCUAAGGAAGAGUACGAAGGCGCAUCAUCCGAUUCGGACAACGACGAGUAG